This is a messenger RNA of Cooperia oncophora, 294 nucleotides long. Lineage: Eukaryota; Metazoa; Nematoda; Chromadorea; Rhabditida; Trichostrongylidae. The record is from the annotation of a GenBank genome assembly.
AUGAGGCCUAAUGGACCAGACUACGAGACUGAAAUCAAUGACCAAUAUGUGACAGUAAAGAUGCUGAUGGAGGAAGUUUACACCAAGUCGUGCGAGUGUCGCCUUUGGGCUUUGGUUCGCUUGACGGCAGGACUUCUGAACAAGCGCCUCGAGGAGUUGGGAAAGGCUGUCACUCACCUCCUCGUUCGUCAAAAGCAGAUAACUGUAUGUUGCCUAUAUGUGUAUAUAACAAUGUUUUUAUGUGACGAUGGUAUGGCUGCCUAUGUACUGAACCUCAGUAAAGCAAAUAAGUAG